Molecule: messenger RNA, 1276 nt
Organism: Lentinula edodes (shiitake mushroom)
Lineage: Eukaryota; Fungi; Basidiomycota; Agaricomycetes; Agaricales; Omphalotaceae
Product: alcohol dehydrogenase
Exons: 12
Coding region: 112-1143 (343 amino acids)
Molecular function (GO): oxidoreductase activity, acting on the CH-CH group of donors, NAD or NADP as acceptor
Source: RefSeq, a predicted model, not a curated record
CAGACGUCUUUCAUGUGAAAUACUUUGGAAGCGCUUUCGGAAGCUUCCAAUGACCGAUUGUUCUGCAUGCUAAAUUCUUAACCUGCGCUCGACCAGCUUGAGUCUUUGUCCAUGCCAUCUCACUAUACUCGCAUCGUCCUCAAUGAGCGGCCUCCGGGUGACAUAGACUCAAAGACAUUUCGCUCUGAGAAGGCUUCGUACUCUGAACUCAAAGUCGGAGAUGAUCAAGUGCUCGUACAAGUCACUUGGCUUUCCCUAGAUCCUGCUAUGCGCGGAUGGCUGAGGGACGAACGAAGUUAUCUACCCCCGGUGCAAAUUGGCGAGACCAUGCGCGCGGCUGGACUCGGUGUGGUUGUUAACAAGGGUCGAGAUGUUAAGCUCAAGAUUGGGCAGCUCGUUAGCGGCACUUUCGGAUGGACAGAGUACUCUGUUGUACGCGAAAAGGAUGCCGAAGUUAUCAAUGUUUCCGAAGGCAUCCUCGAUAUUGACUAUCUGAAUAACCUUGGAAUGGCCGGUUUGACUGCCUACUUUGGCCUUAAAGACAUUGGGCAAGUCAAAGCUGGCGAAACUCUUGUCGUGUCUGGUGCCGCCGGUGCUGUUGGAUCCAUGGUCUGUCAGCUAGGUUUGCGCGCUGGUGCCAAAGUUUACGGCAUCGCUGGCUCACAAGACAAAUGCGAGUGGCUCGAAAAAGAGAUAGGUGUCACGAAAGCGAUCAACUACAAGAGUCCGUCGUUCCGAAAAGAUUUCAAAAAUAUAGGUUAUCUGGAUGUGUAUUUUGAUAAUGUUGGAGGUGAUAUUUUGGAUAUGUGUUUAAGCAGAUUAAAUCGCAACGCUAGGAUUGUUCUUUGCGGCGCUAUAUCUGCUUACAAUUCUGUCGGGAAACCGAAAGGACUUCAAAAUUAUCUGACCCUUAUUUCUCAACGAGCUAAAAUUGAAGGCUUCAUUGUAUUUGACUACGCGAAACGUUAUCCCGAAGCAAUAGCCGAGAUGUCCCAAGGCUUGCGCGACGGCACAAUCAAGCGCAAGUUUCAUAUCGUAGAGGGCCUAGAGAAUGCGCCUUCAGCAUUACCGUUGCUAUUCACUGGCGGAAACACAGGAAAACUAGUUGUGAAAGUGGAUGAAUCGUUCAAGACAAAGCUAUGAGUUUGUAUACAUAGGCCUUUGUUCCUGGGAGUGAAUUCACGCCUCUCGAACUCAAAGGUAUAUUAGAUACAUACUGCAUUGCAAUUAUUAUUCCUCCAUUUUCAAUACAGACCAGACUUUUUGUCAAGCUCCG